GGGGGCAGCGUGGGACAGAAAAUGUCGGCAAAUAAACCUUAUAAGAGUCGUUUUGGAGUUUUAGAAAGGGAGCAGCCUUUAAUCAGGCCUGGGGGUCCCAGCCUUUCCUCUGGCUGAGUUACCACCAUCCCAGCGGUGAAGUUUCACCCUAACCCUGCUCCCAACCCCCUGGAAAGCAGCACUCAGAAGCUCCUCAAUCCCAAGAUAAAAACACCUGGCUGCCCAACCCGCUGGCACUUCAUUGAGAAAACGGCCGUUGAACGCUGCGCGGAGAACUCGUUUGCCCCAACCAAUCAGCCCCAGGACACCUGCAUUUGGCAGGAGCUGAGUUUUGCUGCGGAUCCGGCUGCGCGGCUGAGCUACAACCACCAGUGGCAUGGAGGUGGGCUGCGAGAGGUGCCAGUGCCGCGGUGAGGACAAGCAGACUGCCAUCCUCUACACUCUCCUCAGCCAGAACCUUGCCCGCCGCCCAGCCCACCGGCGCUGCCUCUGCCACCGGCGCCGCACCGUCUGCCUCCGCAGCCCACACCUCACCUGCCAGGCGGCCUCCAAUGUCCUGGGGAAAACCAUCAGCUUUAUGAAAAACCUGCCUUCCUUCCGCCUGCUGCCACGAGAAGAUCAACUCUUGCUGCUGGAGAGCUGCUGGGUCCCCCUUUUCCUCCUGGGACUGGUCCAGGAGAUGGUGACCUUCGAGGUGAUGGAGACUCCAGCUCCCAGCAUGCUCAAGAAGAUUCUCCUCGAUGGCCAAAGCCAACAGCAGGAGCCUGAGUGGACGCAGCCCACGCUGGCUGCCGUGCAGCGGCUCCAGUGUUGCCUGAACUCCUUUUGGAGCCUGGAUCUGAGUCCCAAGGAAUACGCCUACCUGAAGGGAGCCAUUCUCUUCAAUCCCGAUAUUUCUGGGCUCAGGGCCUCCCUGUACAUCGAGAGUCUCCAGCAGGAAGCACAGAGAGCGCUCCAGGAGGUCCUACAGCCCGAGGACCAGGGCCGGUUUGCCCGCAUUUUGCUGAUCACUUCCACCUUAAAAUCAAUCCCUCCUGCCCUGAUCACAGAUCUAUUCUUCCGACCUGUCAUCGGCAACGCGGACAUCGUCAAGCUCAUCACGGAAAUGCUGUACGAAAUAAACAGCGAGCAGCUGGCUCACGCGGCACAAAUCCACAUCCCGUGGAUGCUCCCCAUGCCUUGCCGGGCCGCACAGCCGAUGUGGAAGCAGGGAUUUAGCCAGAGAAAUGCUUUGGAAUCAUCGGAGAGCUGGUCCUUUUGGUAGGGCUGAGGCCAGAGGAUUCAGCCAGCCUCUGGCAGAAAUAUCUCUGCGUUAGCAGACGUUUAGAGCUGAUCCCACUCCGCCAGUGCUGGUCUCCAUUUCGGGAAGCGCGGCUGCAGGAUUUGAGUCAGAGCUGCUGUGCUGCCUGCGUGCAGACCUCAGGGCAGGUGGGGUUAGUGCCCAGCCUCAGUUUUGGCUCUUUGAAUCCUUAGUCCUGUUUAAAUCCAUGUGUGUUUCCCUGUUAGCUCCAAGUGCUGAGGUCUGUCCUCCACUAACAUGGCUCGACUCUGCCAUGUUCUGGUCCUCACUGGGAUUGCUUACCGUUGUGGAAUGAGCUCUGGGUGAAGCCUUGCUCUGUCUGCUCUGCUUGAAAUCUUGGAAAUAUCCAUGAAGGAUCUUCCCCAGGCACCAGGAAAAGCCAGAGUAUUAAACUCUGUACAGUGUGCAGGUUCCCCCCUCCUGCCUUUCCCUAGAUCCUAGGACAGGCUGAGAGAGGUGGGGUUGUUCAGCUUGGAG
Messenger RNA from Cuculus canorus (common cuckoo), 1777 nucleotides. RefSeq names its product nuclear receptor subfamily 0 group B member 2 (gene NR0B2). The record is from RefSeq and is a predicted model, not a curated record. The transcript is spliced from 5 exons. Gene Ontology annotation, molecular function: transcription factor binding; transcription corepressor activity. Gene Ontology annotation, cellular component: nucleus; cytoplasm. Gene Ontology annotation, biological process: negative regulation of transcription by RNA polymerase II; circadian rhythm. Bases 377 to 1264 code for a protein of 295 amino acids. NCBI's taxonomy places the organism in Eukaryota, Metazoa, Chordata, Aves, Cuculiformes, Cuculidae.